AUGUCAGCAUUCGCUGUUCUGGCGCUGGCCGCCCUCGCCCCGGUGGCAUUCCCUUCUCCCAUCCCCCAACACGCCAACCCCAACCCCAACCCCAUCUCCUUCCCCGUCAACUCUGCGAGUCAAGGGCACGACCUCCAUUGGGCUCAACAAGAGGCUGCAAGGGCAAAGCGUAGAUACAGCUCUGAAUCCGGUUCAGAGCGGUUACAGAAGCGCAGACAUGGUCACGGUUCAAGACAUAUUCGCCAGCCAAGGGGCAUUGCAUCCCUCAAAGCAUGGGGAGACUCAUACUCGAUCCGCGCAGAGAUUGGUACCCCACCCCAGCAACUCGACCUCUACGUCGACACCGGCAGCACAGACUUAUGGGUCAUCGGCAGCUGCGACGACAACUCGGAGUGUGGAAACACGGCUACCUUUGACUCCUCCGCCUCGUCAACCUACACUCCUACCGACCAGCUCUUUGCCAUGAACUACAUCGACGGUGGCCGGACCACUGGCGUAUGGGGCGGCGACGUGGUCCGCAUCGGCGGUCAGGCUGUCAACACCUACUUUGGGAUCAGCAAACACACUACCAACUGGGGUACCGCGCAGAGCGGGUUACUCGGCCUGGCGACGCGCGCGGGGAGCAGCAAGCGUGUCGAGCCGUGGUGGGAGGCGGCCUCGAGGGAGUGGGACGACGGCCAAUUCGGGCUGUAUCUCGGCCGUCCCGGAGUCGAGGGUAGCGUGACCUUUGGCGGAGUGGACGAAAGUCUGUACGACGGCGGCUUGACGUACUAUGCGCACACGGCAAUGGAGGGAUGGGAGGCGGGUUGGAACAUCGCCACUGGAGGUGUCGCGGUUAAUGGCCGCCGCCUCUCCUCUACUGUGCGUAUGGCCGUGCUCGACUGCGGGAGCACGGGUAUCGUCGGGCCCAAGGCUGAGGUGGACGCCUUUUACGCUGCCCUGAACACCGAGGUCAUUGACCUCAAGGACGGGUCGUACGCCUUUGAGUGUAGCGCUUCGCUAGGCAUCAACGCGUCCUUUACAUUCGGCGACUACGGGGGCACGCGUUUGGGUGCUCUGCCCGAGCAGCACUUCUACCUGCGCAACGCGGACCUCGCUAUCGUGCGCGGGAGCGGAGAAGACUUUGCCGCCACUGGCGGGUACGACGCCCUGCGUGGGCGGCCAGGAACGUGGUGCUUUGGCGCAGUGUCGAGCUGGGAGUCGACGACCGAAGCAGCCGAUGCGUGGAUCCUCGGUGACAGCUUCCUCAAGAACGUGUACAGCGCGUACCGUGUCGAGCCCCGUGGUGUCGGCCUCGCACCACUCAAGAGUAGCGCCGGAGGGGAGGGUUGGGAAGGCGUGCCGUCCGCCGCGGACGGUGUGUCUUCAGGAUAG
Messenger RNA from Cutaneotrichosporon cavernicola, 1374 nucleotides. RefSeq lists its product as uncharacterized. Gene Ontology annotation, molecular function: aspartic-type endopeptidase activity. NCBI's taxonomy places the organism in Eukaryota, Fungi, Basidiomycota, Tremellomycetes, Trichosporonales, Trichosporonaceae. Gene Ontology annotation, biological process: proteolysis. The record is from RefSeq and is a predicted model, not a curated record. The transcript is spliced from 2 exons. Bases 1 to 1374 code for a protein of 457 amino acids.